AUGGACGCAUUUGAGGCUCGCCUUCAAUUUUUACAAGUAAUCAAAAACCUCCAUAAGACACUGAAUGCUUCGAAAGACAACUCACCGCUUUCUGGCGGAAGCCAGCAACAAAAUGACCCCGUUUCGUUCUACUUGCGACAUUACGAACAUCAUUACGAGGAUUUCCAGCAGUGCAUGCUGGAUUCAGCCGCUAAAAUGGACUCUUUAGAUCGAUUGAACGUGCUAAUAUACUGGAGUCGACUAAUAUCGAUGCUCUGGCCGCGAUGCAUGAAAGACGUUGACGGCGAAUUGAAUAGUGCGGGAAAAGUGGUACACGGCCAUCUUCUGGGCCAGUUAGACGAAAUGGUGUCCCUGGUUCUGCCCGAGGACGACUGGAAGGCAUUGACAAAUCUGAAUGUGUGUGUUGAUAUCGUAAUAUAUCUAAAUCGAUUAUGUGAGGUUUUAGACAGUCCCAGUGAAGAGAAACUUCUGCAGGGACCCAUCAAACAACUUUUAACACCUCAAACAGUGUCCGAAGUGGGCACGGAAAAUCAUCGACAGUUUCUGGAGCUGCCAUGGCUACAGACUGUCAAAAAAGACCAAAACGACUACAAAAAAGCAUUAACAAACUGUUACCAUCUCUUGGUGGAUCGCAAAAAUCAUGCAGCUGCCCUACAGGAGCUGUAUCGUAUUGAGGGCAUAUGUUCGGUGUCACAGGCCGCAAAUUGUAGCACGGUUCUGCAUAGAAUGGAAAACGACCGUGAAAGACAUAAAAAAUCCAAAGAACACCUGUGGUUCACCGAGAGAAACUUCAUUCUGGAUGGCCAAGAGUUUGACUCCAUGUGGAACUCUUGCAGAGGCAUGACCAGGAACGACUACUCGGAGUUACGCGAGCUUAAUAAAAUUGCGCACAACAGCUAUAUGUAUAAUUAA
Messenger RNA from Lachancea meyersii CBS 8951, 912 nucleotides. The record is from the annotation of a GenBank genome assembly. Lineage: Eukaryota; Fungi; Ascomycota; Saccharomycetes; Saccharomycetales; Saccharomycetaceae.